This is a messenger RNA of Lytechinus variegatus (green sea urchin), 2218 nucleotides long. Its product is annotated as E3 ubiquitin-protein ligase TRIM71-like. Gene Ontology annotation, molecular function: zinc ion binding; ubiquitin-protein transferase activity. Gene Ontology annotation, biological process: positive regulation of DNA-templated transcription. NCBI's taxonomy places the organism in Eukaryota, Metazoa, Echinodermata, Echinoidea, Temnopleuroida, Toxopneustidae. The transcript is spliced from 2 exons. Bases 108 to 2009 code for a protein of 633 amino acids. The record is from RefSeq and is a predicted model, not a curated record. Gene Ontology annotation, cellular component: chromatin; nucleoplasm.
UAUGAAGCUGAACCAUUGCGUUGUAACUCGAACUCGACGUUUCAGUAUACAUUAGUACUGAUAGACAUUGAGGAAUUUAGAUCUCGAGUUUCUAAAUUUAUUUAGCGAUGGCUGAGAAGUGUGGAUCAGAGAAAGCAUCAAGUUCUUCACCGAACCUGAUAUGUCCAUUAUGUCUUGAUAUAUUUGUCGAGGCGACAAUCUUAACUUCAUGUGGACACACAUUUUGUAGGCAGUGCCUCAAGAAAUACGAUCUAACCCACCAGGACCUUGAUCACAUGGUCUGUCCUCUCUGCAGGGAGAUCACCAAGUUGUCCGCCAACCGUGUCGAUGAUCUCCGCCUCAAUGUCUCCAUCAACGGAUGCGUAGACGAUUACCACGCCAAGUGUGGUGGGAUGAACGCUGUCCUCGAGAUGCGACCAAAAUGUUCUGGUUGCAAGCUUCAAGGAGAUGCUGUCUCAUUCUGCAGAACCUGUAAUAACUACAUAUGUGAUAAAUGUUUGCAAUGUCAUCAAUAUCUGUCAGUCUUUGAAGAUCAUGAGAUUGUCUCCAUGGAUGAUGUCAUCGAAGGUAAGGUCAGCAUUGGUCAUUUAUUCGAGAAGUGCUCCAUCCACAAACCAGAGAACAAGGAUAUGUUUUGUGAGGACUGUAAGGUCCACGUCUGUCACAAGUGCGUACUUGUUGGUCAUAAAGCUCAUGAAAUCAAGAACCAGGUUGACUUUGAGCAGGAGUUGCGACGGAAGGUGACAGACCUUGCCCAGCGAUGUGCUGACAAGAAAGCAGAGCUGGAAAAGAACAUUCAGAACAUAGAAAUACAACGUCAUGAGGUACACACUGCAGUGCAGACACUACUAGAUGAUGUCAGGCAAGCCUACAGCAUCAAGGCCAAGGAGCUGGAAGAAAAUCUUCGAAAUCUCACCGACUCAAUACAUGCCUUACAGCAUAGUUUUGAUGACGACCUCGACGUCUUGAAGUCAAAAGAUCGACAGAGGAUCAAGAGUAUUUGUAGUUCAAUUACUUUGGUAGAUAAUGACAGACUGGGUCAUCUUGAGACAGACACUCUAUCUGCUCAUAUCUUGCUCUGUGAGGAGCUGGAUACCAUGCUGAAGGAGGUUACUGAUCACACUUCUGCGGAAGCUAUUAAGAAGAAAGCACAGGAGAAGAGGUUCAAACCAGCAGAUGAUACUCGUCUUGACCUCGGGAGCAUCUCAGGAUCAGAUCCCAAGAUGGAAGUCAUUCAGUGUGUUGAUCUACGGGAAGGGAUGCAAGGUAUGACAAGGUACUCCAAUAGCACUGUCGCUAUCGGGUAUGGGGAUUAUGCACAAGGUAUUGAUAUCAUUGAUUCAAAUGGUGGAAAGCAGCGGUAUAGUAACAUAUUAGCCUUAAAUGACAUGAAAUGUUAUGAUCUGGUUUUGCAACGGGACGGGGCGUUAUGCGUGUCCACUGAUACUACAGAAGCCCACAUCUACUCUCGCCUUGGCUCUAGGAAAGCAACAAUCCACGUGAGAAACAAUGGAUAUCUUCUCAGAGUUAACAGUAGUCCAUCAGAUGAAAUCAUCAUUACUAACUAUGGAAAACAAGUCUAUAUCUAUGACCCGACAGGAUCCACUCUUAAACACACCGUUCAAACAAAGCACGAUACGUAUCAGGCAUCUACCACCAGGACGGGUUUGAUCGUCACAAGUUCAUGUCAUGCAAAACCACGCGUGGUGACGGUCUAUGACAGGGAUGGGAAUGCUGGUGAGUCUCUACAAGUUCCAUGGGAUGUCUACCCGUACGCUGCAGUGGAUGAGCGGGACAGGGUGUAUGUAGCGAGUGUUGAUAUGAAGAAUAAUAGUGUCGUGAUCAGACUCUAUGAUCUUGAUGGUCUGAACCUGAAGGAAAGAGUUGAAUUCAAUGCACUUGAUAUGACAUUGGAUACUUGGUGGUGUUACUUAAUGGUUUCCCUCUCCCCAGACAUGCUCGCCUUUGCUCGUUACAAUAAGUUAUAUUUCAUCAAGGUAUCACUGUAAUCCAGAUUGUCUCACAUCAUAUAGCAUCACAGCCCAAUAUUGUGUAACAUGUAUUCACCGAGCUAUCCUGAUUUACCUCCAUGGUUCCAUAUUCUAUUGUUUAUCAUAAUUUAAUGAUAUCUCUUUUCAAUGGUAGGAUCCAUCAUGUGACAUUCUUAGGAGUAUACAAACUAGUCACGCAUGCUAUAGAACUAUCAGUAAAAUUCCUU